GUCAUUCGUUAUUUUCAUUCUUUCGGCCUGCGGCCUGUUUAUAAGUGAAAAAAUCUCUAUAAUUGUAUUAUAUUGACUUAUAAAUGCGAUUAAAAUAACUUUGUGUUGUUGACUCAUUAUUUUGAGAAUAGUGAUUGAUAUAUCCACGAAAAAUAAAACAAUAAUGAUUGAGGAAGACAACAAGACUCUCUGGUGCGGGAAUCUAUCUGACCAAGUCAACGAAGAGCUGCUUUACGAACUAUUCCUUCAGGCGGGACCGCUUGAGAAGGUGAGAAUCGCACGCGACAAGGACGGCCGGCAGAAGAAUUUCGCUUUCAUCACAUAUUGUCAUGAAGUGUCCGUGCCUUACGCGCUCAACUUGUUCCGCGGUACCGCGCUGUUCCAGAGAACCUUGUCGUUGCAAUGCCGCGCUCGCAUGGCGCUUCUUCCUCCACGAAUAAGAUGUUAUGGGCCUGACGCGACGCCAGAUUUCCUUACCCAGGGCAAUGCGAAUGUAACACAGCAGUUUGCUCAAAUGACUGAUCACUUGAAACAAGAUGAUUUGCACUCCGUACAUGAACCGCGAAGAUCAGAUAUUGAGGAUGUAAAAUUAAGUAGUCUACAAGGUAACUGGUCUCACAGACAUCACCCUUAUAGAGGUAAAGAUAAGAGCUAUGGUCGGGAUGACUUCAGGCCGAGAGGUUCACAUUCAGACAAAACCGGUGGCCACAGUAAACACUCCAGCAGCUGGCGGGACAAAAAGAGCCAUAAGAAAGGAAGUUAUCACAGAAGGAACUGAAUGAUUUCACUCAUUUUUUAGUAUGUUGACACAUUUUUAAAUAUUUGUGCAAAUCAGUGUAACUAAUAUGCAUUUUCUAUUUUCUAUGGACCAUAUAGUGUUAACUGAACUAUGAUCUCUGUGAAUUAUUCUUUUAACACCUGGAUUUUGAAUAUUGACAGGGGUGGUUAGGACACAUAAAUAUUGAAAAAUAAUCAACUGGGCCAGUCAAAGGGUAACUAUAUUUUAUGGAAAUGUUGUUAGCAAUCUGUAGAAAACUCGUAAACAAAAUUUUGCUAGUUUGACAUAAGUUAAUAGAUAAUGUAGAUUUACCAAUAAAUAUUUGUUUAUUUGACUCUUCAAAUAAUUAACCAACUUCUUUAAAACACUGAAUAAAUGUUUAUUGGUACAGAUAUAGUUUCAUAAAUCUAAAUUGAGUUAUUAAAGUUGCAAAACUCCUCUACUUUAAUUAUGCUUUUGUUUAAAUACAAUUACAAGGAAUCACAUUCUUUGAAAUAAGUAUAAAAAUCAUGUAAGACAAGAUUCAAAUUUUGACAUACAUUGAAACUCAUUUACUCAAUGUUACCUGGGAAUCAAGCACAAAACUAGCUAGUUUGGAGCCAUACCUACUGCCAGUAGGCAAAGAAUUAAUUUUUAUUGAUGUGCAAUAUAUUGUGUUAAAAAUUUGCUUUGUCUCUGGCUGACAAAAUUAUUUUAGAAUUUGAUUUUAUUUCAAGUGGAGUUACAAAAGGAUCAUGUAAAUUAAGUGAUUAAAUAAGAAAAAACAAUCAUAA
Manduca sexta (tobacco hornworm) is the source of this 1551-nucleotide messenger RNA. RefSeq lists its product as uncharacterized. The coding region runs from base 164 to 778 and encodes 204 amino acids. The transcript has 2 exons. Gene Ontology annotation, biological process: regulation of alternative mRNA splicing, via spliceosome. Gene Ontology annotation, molecular function: single-stranded RNA binding. NCBI's taxonomy places the organism in Eukaryota, Metazoa, Arthropoda, Insecta, Lepidoptera, Sphingidae. Gene Ontology annotation, cellular component: nucleus. The record is from RefSeq and is a predicted model, not a curated record.